This is a messenger RNA of Nanorana parkeri, 1535 nucleotides long. It is a transcript of the gene ACP2, whose product is annotated as acid phosphatase 2, lysosomal. Lineage: Eukaryota; Metazoa; Chordata; Amphibia; Anura; Dicroglossidae. The transcript has 11 exons. Bases 47 to 1333 code for a protein of 428 amino acids. The record is from RefSeq and is a predicted model, not a curated record. Gene Ontology annotation, molecular function: acid phosphatase activity. Gene Ontology annotation, cellular component: lysosome. Gene Ontology annotation, biological process: lysosome organization; dephosphorylation.
GUGGUGCCCUGCUCAAGGAGUUCCGGGGCCGGGCAUACUGAGAGCAAUGGCUGGAAGAAGCGGCCUGGGCUCGGUCUCCUGGCGUGGGGCAGCGGUGCUGCUGCUGGGUCAGGUUCUGGCCGUCGCUCUGCAGACCUCACAAGCUCGUCAGCUCCGUUUCGUCACCAUGGUAUAUCGUCAUGGUGACCGGUCCCCAGUCAGGUCUUACCCAAAGGAUCCUUAUCAGGAAAGUGCCUGGCCUCGGGGAUUUGGGCAGCUCACACAGAUUGGGAUGAAGCAGCACUGGGAUUUGGGACAGGCGCUGCGAGAGCGAUACAAAGGAUUCCUCAAUGAAUCAUAUGACCGACGUGAGAUCUAUGUGAGGAGUACAGAUGUGGAUCGAACACUAAUGAGCGCUGAGUCCAACCUGGCAGGUCUGUACCCACCUGAGGGCUCCGAGGUAUUCCUGCCAAACAUCACCUGGCAGCCAAUCCCGGUGCACACAGUUCCAGAGAGUGAAGAUAGACUCCUGAAGUUUCCAAUACUUCCAUGUCCAAAAUAUACUAAACUGCAAGAGGAGACGCGACACUCUCCAGAGUAUGUUAACAAGACGAGAGACAACUUGAACUUCCUACAAAUGGUAGCAAAUGAGACCGGACUGUCUGACUGCUCUUUGGAAUCUGUGUGGUCAAUCUCAGACAUCCUCUUUUGCGAGACAAAGCAUAACCUGAGUCUUCCCUCCUGGGCAACACCAGAGGUUGUGGCACAACUGGUCGAAUUGAAGGAUUUCAGCUUCAGGUUCUUGUUUGGGAUCAUUGAACAGGAGAAGAAAGCUCGUCUGCAGGGAGGUGUUUUGGUGGCACAGAUCCUGAAGAAUAUGACAGCAGCUGCACACGAUGCCACCAGUGGCCUUAAGCUGAUUGCAUACUCAUCACAUGACACCACGCUGAGUGCUUUACAAAUGGCUCUGGACGUAUAUAAUGGGAAGCAGGCUCCAUAUGCAUCUUGCCAUAUGUUCGAGCUGUAUGAAGAGAACCCCGGGAACUUUACAGUGGAGAUGUACUUCAGAAAUGACAGCAGCCAACCACCUUACCGCUUAACGCUCCCGGGCUGUGUACAUAGCUGCCCCCUAGACAAGUUCCAGGAUUUGCUACAGAAGGUGAUCACUAAAGACUGGGAGAAAGAAUGUCAGCUCUCCAGUUCCAGCAAAGACACAGAAGUCAUAAUCGCACUGGUCGCCUGUGGAUGCAUCCUCUUUCUGCUCAUCGUGCUCCUGCUCACAGUUCUUUUCCGGCAGAAAUCACAACCGGUUGGCUACCAGCACGUUUCCGAUAUGGGGGAGGAACACAGCUGACGGACAGGCAGUUCUCUGCUCUAGUACCCGUGGCCUUGCCGCCUCUCAAUCCCGAUGAUCCAGUGAGAUGCAACUGAAGGAUCCUUUUCUUCUUUUAAGCAGGAUUUUAAUUCAUACGCUUUUAAAUUCUGGAUCAACAAGACACUUUGAUUUUAAGUUUCAAAUUUGAUAGUGGGAACAAAACAAAACAAUGCAAUGAAUA